AUGAAAUACCGCCUCUCAGCGGUGAGUUUUCAGAGGCUGAAACAGAUAACAAUAUGGCAGGUUCUCACUACCCACUCGCCCCCUCAGGAGGUGUGGGCACCCAACGAAGGGCUUCUGAAGAUGACCGUAGUGAUGGGGCAGGGUUACAUGAAGCCCUUGAAGCAGCCUGAAAACUCCGUCCUCUGCGACCCAUCCUUAGUUGACGAGAUCUUCGAUCAGAUCCCUGAGCUGCUGGAACAUCACGAGGAGUUUUUGGAGCAGAUCAGCGAAUGCGUGCAGAACUGGCACGAGAAGCAGAAAGUGGGAGACAUCCUGGUACAGUCUUUUUCCAAGGAAAUCCUCGUGAACAUUUACUCCGCCUACAUUGACAACUUCCUCAAUGCGAAAGAUGCGGUGAGGAUCGCCAAAGAAGCCAGGCCGGCGUUCAUGAAGUUUCUGGAGCAAAACAUGCGAGAGAACAGGGAGAAGCAAGCGCUCUCGGACCUACUGAUCAAGCCGGUGCAGCGGAUCCCGCGCUAUGAGCUUCUGGUCAAGGACCUCCUGAAGCACACUCCGGAGGAACACCCCGAUCACCCGUUCUUGAUAGAAGCCCAACGGAGCAUCAAGCAAGUUGCCGAAAGUAUCAACAAGGGCAUGAGGAGCGCCGAGGAGGUGGAACGGAACGCCCGGAUCGUCCAGGAGAUUGAGUCGCACAUAGAAGGAAUGGAAGAUCUCCAGGCCCCGCUGCGGAGGUUCCUACGCCAAGAGAUGGUGGUGGAAAUGAAAGCCAUAGGUGGCAAGAAGGACCGCUCUCUGUUCCUGUUCACGGACCUCUUGGUUUGCACCACACUGAAGCGGAAGUCGGGGUCCCUGCGGCGAAGUUCCAUGAGCCUCUACACGGCAGCCAGCGUGAUCGACACCACCAGCAAGUACAAAUUGCUCUGGAAGAUGCCGUUGGAAGAUGUGGACAUUGUGAAAGGGGCCGCUCAGUCCACCAACCGCGAGAGUAUACAGAAGGCCAUCUGCCGCCUGGAUGAGGACCUCAGCACCCUCGGCCAAGUCAGCAAACUGUCGGAGACUCUCAGCUUUCCCCAUCAGACCCUGGACGACGUAAUCAAGGACCUGAUGGCGGCCAUCCACCGGGAGCUGGCCGAGAAGCAGUCGCUGUCCUUCACCAUGUCUUUCCCACCCAACAAAAUGGAGCUCACCACCUCCAAGGCCGAUGGCAACGAGUCAUACAUCUUCGAGUUUCCUAACCCCGACGCACGCCAGAGCUUCGAGCAAGCCUUUGAGGACACCAAGAAGAAGCUAGCUUCCAACAAAAAUUCCCUGGAUCCUGAGUUCCUGAAGGCGAUCCCCAUCAUGAAAACAAGGAGUGGGAUGCAGUUCUCCUGCGCCUCUCCCAGCCACAGCAGCCCGGAGAACGCCUACGAGGUGUGGGUAUGCAACAGUGACGGCUAUGUCGGGCAGGUCUGCCUCCUCAGCAUCAGGAAAGAGCCCAUUGUGGAAGCCUGCAUCGCUGUCUGCUCGGCCCGCAUCUUGUGCAUCGCCUCUGUGCCCGGCCUGAAGAGGACGUUCAGUGUGGAAGCAGGAAAACGCAACAUGAGAUGGUUUGACUCAGUGAAGGAAUUUAAGGCCCCCGUUUGCAAGAGGUGGGCAGACAGCGAGAAAAAAGAAAAGGCGCAGAUGUCUUUUCUUUUGCAAACCUUUCCAGCCCCCUCUCCUCUUGGCUACGCGGCCGAUGUCUCCAGGGAAAGGACCAGCAAGUUUGGGACUGCCAUGCUGGAUCAGACCAAGAUGCAUCAAAUCCCGCAGUCUGUUCACAUCACGGACAGCCAGGUGCUUUUAGGAAACCCGCAAGCAAGAUGGAAGCAACAGCAUUAUCCUUCCUGA
Molecule: messenger RNA, 1872 nt
Organism: Sphaerodactylus townsendi
Lineage: Eukaryota; Metazoa; Chordata; Lepidosauria; Squamata; Sphaerodactylidae
Gene: ARHGEF17
Product: Rho guanine nucleotide exchange factor 17
Exons: 16
Coding region: 1-1872 (623 amino acids)
Biological process (GO): actin cytoskeleton organization; intracellular signal transduction
Molecular function (GO): guanyl-nucleotide exchange factor activity
Source: RefSeq, a predicted model, not a curated record